GCCUCUUCCUCAAUAAAAUAAUCAUCCGCUAAUCUUCUUUUUCUCCCCUUGUCAACAGUCAACGCUUUCUCAAGCAUGUUCUUCCGGAUCUCUGUCGCAAGUACCCGAAGUUGAGGAAGAAUCUCUACCCCGAUUCUAGAAUCAGCGAUGAUGAAGAGGAGGAUAACCAGCCUCCCGGACCUCCCGCGUCUCCUCUGGCCCGUCCGGGUCAUCCCGUUCCACAGCAUGGCAUCUCUGCCGCUGGCCCCCACGGUUCUUAUGGACAUGCGUUCAUGCAUCCCGCCGGCCCUCAUGCGCCUAAUGCCCCGAUGGCUAGGCCUUUUGAUAGCUUCAAUCGGCUUGUCUCGGACAGAGGCCAGUCGUUGGGCUUACAAGGUAUGCAUAGCACGCAAUCUACUGGUUCUCGCGCCGCGCAGACAGGUAGUCCUACGACGCGCCCUAGUGGCCCGACGAUUCUGGAUCGUAGCGGCACACCUAUCCCCACGUACCCGGUGGGACCACUUUCGAUUCGCUCUGGCAGUAGCCAGUCGAUGCGCCGCAGUGUGACACCUUCUACGCAUAUGCGUAAUGUGCAACGUGCUCGCCGUGAGCAGGAGCAGGAGAACAUAGACCCUAGAUUGCUCGCGCAGUCGGGACCUUGGGCCAAUCCCCACGCUAACAACCAGAACUUCCGUAAUGGCCCUGGUAAUCGUAAUAUGCUUACUCCUAGCAGUGGCAAUGCCGGCAACCACGGUGGAAUGUCUUAUGGCAACAACAACCACCAGCCUGUCUUUGGUAGCGGCUACGGUGGAACACCGACUCAUGGCUUUGGUCAUGGCGACAAUACCGCUUUCAACUCUUACGGCAAUUACGGUGGUCCUGCUCCGAACCCCGGACUGCAGUACAAUGGCUUUAACGGUGGCAAUCCUAUGGCUCAAUCGUACCAGGGUAAUGGUUUCGGAGGCCAGUAUGGUGGUAUGGGACCUGGUGGUCCGCAGCAGCCCGGCUUCAUGAACGGGGACUUCGCGACUAACUACGACGGUACGCCCAAUCUCCAAUCUUACGAUUCUCCCAUGCAGUUCAACGCUCCGAAUAUGGGAGCAUCUGGUCCCGAGCAUGGGUAUGGUGACUUUGGCCUACCACCGUCUGUCCCCGAGCCCCAGCAGCAGCAAGCCGCCCAGGAUGAGUCUCCUAUGCAGGCAUUCAUCGAGGGGCCCGUUCCCCCCUUGUUCGACGAGUACCUCGAACGCAACAACGUACAGUUACAGCAGUUACAGCAGGGUCCUUCAGCGGACAACACCGCCGCCGCCACGACGCCCGCGGCGCCCGCGGUUCCCGAGAACCAAACUACUGCCUCUGACGCCAACGUGGGCAUUCCUCCCCCGGCGCCCGUCAAUGAACCCGCGCCCGCCCUUGCACCUGCACCUGCACCUGCUCCGGCUGGUCCUGCCACUGCUCCAGCUGGUCCUGCCACUACUCCUGCUGGACCUGCUAUUACUCCUGCUGGACCUGCCACUGGUCCUGCCACUGCCCCCCCUGGUCCUGCCACUGCUCCAGCUGGUCCUGCCACUGCUCCAGCUGGUCCUGCCACUACUCCCGCUGGCCCUGCUCCUACUCCGGCUGGUCCUGCGCCCGCCCCUACGCCUGUGGCUGCGCCUGCUCCUGCUGGUCCCGGCUUCCAGCUUCCCCCCAAUCUAUCAUCUGAUCAGCUCUACGAAUGGUACACGGCAAGCGGCUUCGCGGGACAGCAGCAGCAGCCGCAGCCCGCCGCUACGGAUGCCCAGGGACAGGGACAGAAGCGCAAGGCGGAUGACGACGAUGAUGCGCGCGAGGACGACGCCAAGAAGCAGAAGCGCGACGACGGCGCCGGUGGUGACGGUCCCGGAACUGGUGUUUAAGAACGGAACUUUUCUCUUCGCACACUGAUUGGGCAGGGUAUUUGCAUGGGUUUCUUUGAUUUUCUUGAUUUUCUUUGAUCUCUUCUCUUGAACUCCUUUGGCAAAACCGUGGUCCUCGCCGACGCCGUGAUCCGAGGUAUGGUCUAUAUAUGUAAGCCAGCCUCGUCGAAUCUCUUGGUGAAGGGCUAGCCUUUGGGGUGAGAGGGUUCUCGUUUAGUUAGUUUUGUUUUCGGGUAUUUGAGUUCACCAUGAUGGAGGGGGGUUCGUUUUAUGAAAGGGCGUUACGGGUAUAAGUCGCAUUGCAAAGGUGGGGUAUUCCAGGAAUUCGGUACUAUAAUGGCCAUCCUCAAAUCGAGGGUACUGGAAUCACACCUCUAAUACUACUGGUUUCUUACGA
This is a messenger RNA of Annulohypoxylon truncatum, 2274 nucleotides long. RefSeq lists its product as uncharacterized. Lineage: Eukaryota; Fungi; Ascomycota; Sordariomycetes; Xylariales; Hypoxylaceae. The coding region runs from base 273 to 1877 and encodes 534 amino acids. The record is from RefSeq and is a predicted model, not a curated record. The transcript has a single exon.